Ostreobium quekettii is the source of this 1062-nucleotide messenger RNA. NCBI's taxonomy places the organism in Eukaryota, Viridiplantae, Chlorophyta, Ulvophyceae, Bryopsidales, Ostreobiaceae. The record is from the annotation of a GenBank genome assembly.
AUGUGGGCGCAGGGCCAGACCUUCCGCAGCACCCCCCUCAGGGAUGCCGUGGGUUGGAGGGAUCGAACGCCGAGAUCUCCGCCCUGCCGUCCCCGCGCCCACGCCGUCCUGGCGCCGGAGAUGCCGUCCCAGAAGCAGGAGCGCGUGCCGGCGAUCAGGAAGGCCGCCCUUCUGACGGCCAUCAAGACGCCCUACCUGCCCAGCGGGAAAUGCGACCUGGUGGCCUUCGACGCGAUGGUGCGCGCGCAGGUGGAGGCCGGAGUGGACGGCGUCAUAAUCGGCGGCACCACCGGCGAGGGCCACCUCAUGUCCUGGGACGAGCACAUCAUGCUCAUCGCCCACACCGCCAACGUCUUCUCUGGCGAGAUCCUGGUGGUCGGCAACACGGGCAGCAACAGCACGCGCGAGGCGCUGCACGCCUCCCACCAGGGCUUCGCCGUGGGCAUGGACGCCGCCCUCCACAUCAACCCGUACUACGGCAAGACCUCGCGGGAAGGCCUGCUGGCGCACUUCCGCGCGGCGCUGUCCUGCGGGCCCGGCAUCCUGUACAAUGUGCCCUCCCGCACGGGCCAGGACAUACCUGAGGACGUCAUUAUCGAGGCGGCGGAGCACAAGAACUUCCUGGGCGUGAAAGAGUGCACGGGGAAUGCGAGGAUCGCCGCGCGGGCGGAUAAGGGCAUUGGGUCGUGGUCGGGCAACGACGACGAGGCACACGAAGCGAGGCAUAACCACGGUGCUUUCGGUGUGAUCUCAGUCACCAGCAAUUUGGUACCCGGGUUGUUUUCAAGGUUGAUGCACGGUGGGCCGCAGCCCGAGCUGGCGGCCAGCCUGCAGGGGCUGAUGGCCUGGCUGUUCUGCGAACCCAACCCCAUCCCACUCAACACAGCUCUGGCGAUGUGCGGCCUAGCGCGGCCGGUCUUCAGGCUGCCCUACGUGCCGCUGUGCCGGGAGAAGAGGGAGGAGGGCGCGGCGCUGCUGAGGGAGUUCCGGGAGCACAUACCCGGGUGCCGGGAGGUCCGGGUGAUGGAGGACGACGAGUUCGUUUGCCUGGAAGAGUUCUGA